ACAUCAUUCAGUUUUAUCAGAAAUUUAUCACUUAUUAUGCACCAUUAAACAUUGGGUACAAGGGUUUCCAUACGAAGGUCCCUGUAAAACGCUCUGUGGAAUCGCUUACUGUAGCUUUUCCUCUGCGUUUUCAGCAUCACAUCAUUACCCACCGAGUUUUGGGUAGCGAAAUUCGGCACAUCGGAGACUAUGUUGGUGAUGACGAUGCAAACCGGGACGAUGUCGAGGGAUACCGUACCGUGUGGCCCCAGUCUGAUCUGAAUCUUCGUUGGACUCGGUUGCCCAACCGAAUAGUAUGCAGGGAAAAUCCCGUGAAAACACGCGUGAAAAACCGAUUGUGAUAUCGAGUGAGCGUGAAAAUUCAAACGAGUUUUCACCCGCGGCGUUCUAAUCUUCUUUAUUUUUGCUUUCUCGCCUGUCGAGACGCGGUGGUGUGCUGUUACUCAAAUUGGAUGGAAAUGAACCAUCUGUUGAUCGUUGACCGCAGGCAGCAACUAUGAGUAUAAGCGGAAGACGUGAGCAGAGCGAUGAAAAUUAAUAGCAAAAUUAAUAUGCCAUAGAGAAGCAGAUUAUUCGAAGCAAUCAGUGAGCUGUCCAGGGAAAUUUAUGGCGGCAAAAUGUGAUAUAGUGCUGUACCUUGAGGAAAAUUUAUUGAGUUAAACUAAGUGAUAAACACCAAUAUCGGAGAGAUGGCGAAUUCUCCGGAAAAUGGCACGGUCAACAAUGAUCUCAUGGAGCAUUUCAAGAAGAUUGAUGUGAAAAUCGUCGAUCAAGAACAAGAAGCAUUUACGGUUAGGUUUGUUAAGUUCUGGAAAAGGCUGGAAAUUAAAACUGCAUUAUCACACGUCGGUUUGCUGUUAUCGUUGGCGAUAUACUGUGGUGUAGGAGGAGUGAUAUUCAGGGAACUCGAGUUGCCGGCGGAAGUGGCACGAAUUAAAAACCUACGGGAAUCAUUGGUGGAACAACGUGAGCAUUUUAUUUAUUCCAUCGUGAACAAUACCGAUGUAAGGAAUCUGGAUACAUUGUUCUCAUUAGAAUUAGAAAAGUACGAAAAGGUUGUACAAGACGCCGCUCAGGGUGGGAUUUCCAUAGACGUGGACAACAAUUUUCCAGUGGAAUCGGAAAAAUGGAGCAUCCUACAGGCAGUGUUCUUUGCUUCAACGGUUCUAACCACUAUCGGUUAUGGGAAUAUAGUGCCAGUAACGCUCUGGGGACGAAUUUUCUGCAUACUCUUCGCACUGAUCGGUAUUCCUUUGACGCUGACCGUGAUUGCCGACUGGGGACGCCUAUUUGCGACGGCGGUUUCCGUCAUUGGGAAACACUGGAGAUCUAUAGUUCCCUUUGCAAGAUUUUGCCCCGAAGAUGGGCUAAAAAUGAGUGACAAAAAAUGGUUGUAUGCAGUUGGUGCUGUUUGCUUCCUAGGAGUUUACCUGGCGGCUGGAACUGGUCUAUUGCUGUUGUGGGAAGAAGAUUGGAACUUCUUCGAUGGAUACUACUUCUGCUUUAUCACUAUGACAACCAUUGGAUUUGGAGAUCUUGUUCCGAGUAAACCGAACUACAUGCUUCUUUGCACUUUGUACAUUUUGGUUGGUUUGGCUUUGACUUCUACUAUCAUUGAGCUGGUGAGACGUCAGUAUGCACAAAGCUGGCAGAAACUGCAAGCAUUAUCAGGCCCACUUGCCGACACGCUGCGACGGCUCGGGGAAUCAGCUGGAACUGGAAUCGAUGUCACAGCAUUACACAACGAUUUGAGACGAGUGCUCACCGUGGUCUCAAUGCCGCGACGUCACGGAAGCAAAAAGAAUGAUCCUAGUGAAAUGGCCGCUCUGGAAGCAAUUACCAAUGCAAUACUGCAAGAUAUUAAGGAAAAACAGGAAAGCAAAGAACCACCGAAAGUUGUUCAGAUUGUCAUCUACGAAUCAUCCGUCUAGAAGAGCGAUAUCAUCGAACCGACACGUGAUUGAAAUUUUUACGACGAUGACACCUUCGAUGCACUUGAGUGAAGGAAGAUGCUGCCGUUUAUAAUGGUGAAACCCGUUUGGCGCGUCAUCAUAGAACAUUCUCAGUAUAACGUCCAUAAAGUGUAGGAUUGAUAGUGUACAGAGAACCGUAAAUUAUAAACUGGAGGACGGUACUAAAUGUGUAUUCUUUUAAUUAAUGUAGCGUACUAUAAGCCAAUGAAUUAUCAAAUCAAGAGAUAAAUUAUAAAAUUAUCGAAGUUCAGCCAAUGAUGUAAAAUUAGAGACAACCAAAUCACACGACAGACACCCGUAAGAGUAGAAGCAUGUCAAAAAAUCUUAAAUCGCUUAAAAUAAAAUUUAUCUGAGGCCUUUGUAUAUCGUUAAGUAUUUAUUAUAUAACCGAUGUACAUGUUGAAAAAUAACAUAUUGUGCACUGAAAUAUCAAUACAAAUCUA
Molecule: messenger RNA, 2416 nt
Organism: Aedes aegypti (yellow fever mosquito)
Lineage: Eukaryota; Metazoa; Arthropoda; Insecta; Diptera; Culicidae
Product: TWiK family of potassium channels protein 7
Exons: 7
Coding region: 690-1931 (413 amino acids)
Biological process (GO): stabilization of membrane potential; potassium ion transmembrane transport
Cellular component (GO): membrane
Molecular function (GO): potassium ion leak channel activity
Source: RefSeq, a predicted model, not a curated record